Messenger RNA from Rhopalosiphum padi (bird cherry-oat aphid), 7094 nucleotides. RefSeq names its product ubiquitin carboxyl-terminal hydrolase 3-like. The record is from RefSeq and is a predicted model, not a curated record. Gene Ontology annotation, biological process: protein deubiquitination. Gene Ontology annotation, cellular component: cytoplasm. Gene Ontology annotation, molecular function: zinc ion binding; cysteine-type deubiquitinase activity. Lineage: Eukaryota; Metazoa; Arthropoda; Insecta; Hemiptera; Aphididae. The transcript has 13 exons. The coding region runs from base 474 to 2204 and encodes 576 amino acids.
ACACGGAUCCGUGGCCAGUGUCAGUGUGCCCAUUCUCCAUACGGACACCGCCGCCUUAGGUCUGCCCGUUCGCUGCCGCCGUCGUCUCAUCAUUCAUCGACGCUCUGCGCGUGCGUCCCGGUUCCAUACGACUUUAGGGACGUUCAGACCGGAGUCCAGUGGUCGCAGUUGGUAGUUGUGUCCGCGCACACGCUCGCUCGACUUCCUCCAUCGUUGUUGCCCCUCGUUUAAUUCGUUCACUCGACGGGGGCGGUUUUCAGUACGUCCCGUCGUCGUGUUCGCUGACGACAGUGGCAACUACCCCCCCCCUCCCCUCACCGAGAUCAAUCAUCACUAUCAUCUGUUUACCCUUACUCGUUACCUGAACGACACCACGAGAGCGAGUGGACUACUUGUUCUUGAUUUGAAAAAUUCAUAUUGCUUGUUGCUGACGGUACUCGUCUUACAGACAUCUUUAAUUAUCUCUACAAGUCAUGGAUGAAGAUAUGGACUGCCCACACAUUGUCGACGCAGCCGAAAAGCUGAAGUUGGAUGUGGAACAGAUUAGAGCUACACUCAACAACAGGAGUUGCAAUGUUUGCUUACGAGUAGAUCAACUAUGGAUGUGUAUGGAAUGUCGACAAAUUCUUUGUGGACAUAAUGCCGCAGGACACAGUACUGCACAUUAUGAGUUCCACCAAACUCAUUGCAUAUUUAUAAAUGUAGAAUCUGCUGCUAUAUUCUGUUUCAAGUGUAAUUCUGAUAUAGAACCAAAAAACCACGAUGAUGAAUUGAACCGUCUUCGACAAUUUAUUUUGUAUAAUCGUGGACCUAGUGCAAAUAAUAGUGGACCAAGUGCAAAUAAUACUAACAAAAAGAGAAGACGAAGAAAAGCACCUAAAGCUGCUAAACCAAAAAAGAAUAGUCUUAAACGAGGUCCUAGAGCUAAUAAAAAAGUCUGUAUACCUAAUAAUGAAAAUGACUGUUUCAUGAAUACAGUUUCCCAGGCUCUUAGUGAACAAGAACCUCAAACUGUUAUACCAAACACAGUUAACGAUUCAAAAAAACCACUUAAAGCUAUUGUACCAAAAAAAGCACUCAAAGCUAAACCUAAAAAACCAUUCUUUAAGAGAGGUCCUAGAACUAAUAAAAAAGUUGGUAUAUCUAAUAGUGGAAACAAUUGCUUUAUGAAUGCAGUUUGGCAAUCGCUUCGCCAUCUAAAACCAUUUAUAUAUUGUAUGAAAUUGUUCAAACUUGCUGAAAUAUGCCAUCAAAAUAACAAUAAUAGUUCAGAUCCAAGGUUACAACAUUGUAUAGCCCAAGAAUUAUGGAAAUUAUUGAUGACAUUAGUUGAAUGGCAAAAACCGGCAAGCUAUAAAAUUAGAGAAGCAAUUUCACCAACAGCUCUUCUCUCUAUUGUCUGCAAAAUUAAACCUCGCUACAAAGGAUUUCAUCAACAUGAUGCUCAUGAAUUUUUGAUGUUUACAUUGGAUACUUUACAUUCCGAGCUGAAAGAUGAAAAAAGUAAAUUGUUGUUAGAGGAGGGAAUAACAAAUGAAAAUCCUAAUAAAAUUGAUACACUUGUGUCCAUGAUGUUUCGUGGGUUUUUAUUAAGUGAGGUGUGCUGUUUAAAUUGUAAUACACCUUCUAGAACAAGAGAUCCAAUCACAGAUAUUUCUCUAGAUGUUCCAGAUUAUAAAAAUGCUGACCCAUCUGUAACUCGACCGGUUGAUCUUUUAACUGAUUGUUUGGCACGUUAUUUUGAAAUAGAAGAACUAAAUGAAAAAAACUUUUACUACUGUGACAAGUGUGAAAGCCAACAAAGAUCCACUAAAAGAUUUUGGAUUAAUGCUUUGCCUAAUGUGUUUUGUCUCCAUCUUAAACGGUUUAGAUGGGAAGAAACUUAUCGUACUAAAGUCCAUACACAUAUUAAAUUUCCUAUGGAAUCAUUAGACAUGUCUCAAUAUUUGGAUAAUGAAAUGAAAAAAGUAUUGGUUAAUGAAGUUACAUACUUGUUUGAUUUAGUUGCAGUUGUUGUACAUGAUGGAGAAGGAGGAGGAUCUGGGCAUUAUACUUCUUAUGCUUUAGAUGAAAAAGAAGAUCAAUGGUAUGAAUAUAAUGAUGAAAAAGUACACGAAGUUGAUGCAUCUUUGGUAGAAAAUGUGCAAGCGUAUAUGUUAUUUUACAUUAAAAGGGAAAUGAGAAUUAACUUUACUGAUAAAUAACUUAAUUGGACCACUACUUGAAUGAUCAAUUGAUCAGCUGCAAUUUGAGUAUCAACAUUUUAUUCAUCCUAAUUAUAAUAUCCUUUGAUGGCAUAUAAAAGAAUAUCUAUUUAAAAAUAAUUUAAACAGUAUUCUUAUUAUUGUAUGUGUUUUUAUGCUUAAAAUGUCAUCGCUACGUGAAUAUUUACUUUCUUAUUAUUAUUUUUUUUCUAAUAAUAAGGUUUUUUUUAUAUACAAAUAGUGCUUUAAAUUAUAUAUUAACUGAGUUUUUGGCAUUUAAAUAACUAUAGUUAAAUUUUAAUAUUAGAGUUCAUGUGUAAAUCAUAUAUUGGUGGCUGGGUUAACUAUUUAAUCAUGAUCUCUGGUUUUAUUGAUCAAUAUAAUAUGAAUUAUAAUUGAAGUUCAAGAAAUAACUACAAUCUAAUAUUUAAAAUUUUGAUUAAAAAAAAUGAAUUUGAGUAACAUAAUUAGACAAUUAAUUUUUAUUUCACCUUUUAAUGCUUCAAAAUUUUAAGACUAAUUAAUAAAAUAACUUGAAGAGUAAAUAAAUGUUAAGUUUUUAUUUGUUAUUUUACACUGCCAAUUUUUUUUUUAAUUAUAUAUAUAUUUUUUUUUUUAAUUAAUUAAUUUUUGCUACGACCAAUGAAUAUUAUUUGUUGAAAAACAUUCCCAAAGUUUAUUUAUAUUUUUAUUACUAUAACCAAUAAGAAUAACUGAAUUAUUGUUUUUACCGUUUAAGUGUUUUUACGGUAUGGUAAUGGGUAUAAUUCCAUAAUGACCAUAAUAUUAAGUAUAAACAGCAUCAUAUGAUUAUUUAUUAAAUUAGAAAAUAAUGUAUUCUUUGAUUAAUUUAGUACAAUCAAUAUAAGUUUGUAAUGAAUAAUAUUUUGUUCAUGUUGGGAUGCAAUUAAUUACAAGUUGAUAAAACUGUAUUUGUUAUAUUGGCAAUGAUGGAUUUAAGAUAAUUAAAUCAGGAAUUUGGAUAGUUUUUUUUCUAAAAUUUGAAUAAUUUCUGUGUUAUUAUUAAUAAUUAAUCAAUUGUUUAUUCUUAAUUUGCCUAUUUUAUAAACCUAUAAUUGUUAAAAUGUAUGUAUGAAAAAAAAUAUUAUUGAAAUACUUUACUAAUUUGAUGUUAAAUGGAUAAUUUAAAACAACCAAUAAUACUAAAAAAUACUAGUUUUUGAUUGCAUUAUAAAAUACAAAAAUAUAUACACAUAUAUUAUAUGUAUACAUAUAAAUAACACAAAUCAAGGAUAGAUAAAUUUAAAAAAUAACAAAUAUUAUCUAUAUAAUAUUUAAUAUUAGUAAUAAGUUAUUUUCAGAAACUAUAUAUGCUAAUAACAAUAAUAACUAUCAAUCAUUUUUAUUUAUUUCAUUAUUUUUCAAUAAUCAUGUUCCUAUUUUAAGGAAUUAAAAUAUAUAUUUAUUAUUGAGUAAUUAUAAUAUUAAUUUUUGUCAUACGUUACUUAUUAUAUACAUAUAAUUAUUGGUGAAUUUUAUUUUUAAAUCAUAACUAUUUUAAUGGUCUUUAAAUAAAACAAGUAGAACAGUAGUGUAGUAUUUUUGUGAUUUUUUGACAAAUAUUAAUAAUUAACAAAUGCAUUUAAAUAAUGUAUUAUAUUAGAAAAUUAUUAUGUUAUUAUUAUUUUUUUUAACCAGACAGGUUUGUUCAUUGGGUGAAUUAAUUAUUUUAUGCAUACAAUCUUAAAAUAUGUUCUUAUUAUACAAUUAUAUAUUUAGCAAAUGUGAGUUUUUUUUAAAAUUUGUUAUCUGUAUAAUGUAUUUUCAAAUAUGGAUUUGUGGUUUUAAUAGCUGUUAAAAGUUUAUCUGAAUGUAUGCUUAAUAUAUGUUUAUUAUUAAGUUAAAUUUUAAAUAACUCAAUUAUAAAAUAAUUUUAAGGUGUACUUAGCUAUAAUUUUUCCUUUUACAAUUAUUGUGAAAAUUUCAUAAUCUGUGUUUAGAUACAUAAAUAUGUAUUACAAUUCAGUUUUAAAUAAUUAAAGGCAUAAUCCAAUAAUUUGAUAUUCUUGUUUAUUCAAACAGAAGAGCUUAAAAGCAAUUUAUUGAGAUUGUUAACAAACAUAAAGAAACAGUUCUUUUUUAUAUUAAAUGUUUAACAAAACUUUUGUUUUGAAAAUAAAAAUUGAUAAAUCUGGUUAUUGAAUUGAGCCUUUAUUUAUUUAAAUACAGUAGAACUUUAACAACGGAAAAAUUAAAAUAACUUGUAAUGAUUGUAAAACAAGCAUUUCCUUAAUAUCUCAUUAAUUUAAAAUUACUUCAUACUUCGUUAUAAUAAUUUUUUUAUCCUCAAAUACAAAUUAUCAAAGUUCUACUGUAUUUUGAAAAAUAAGAUUAUUUUUAUUUAUCAAGUACAUUUUGUUAUUAAUUAACUUAUAUUUAACUAUGUUAAGGCUAUUAUAUUUUAAAAGUUAGAGAAGGCUUUGCAGUAUAAUAGUACUACUUAUCAAUUAGUUUUGGAAACAAUAACGUAUUAAUUAACUAAAUUACUAGAAUGUUUCUUUUUAAAAAAUUGAGUGUUAUCCAAAAAUAAGAAUGUUUAACAUACAUAUUAAAAGAAAAAUAUUACACUGAAAAUUGCAUACCUAUAACUUUUAGAACAUUUUAAUAAUUAAAUAAAAUUAUACAUUAAAAUUUGUUUGAAAAUAAAAUAAUUUGGUGUGCAAUUUGAAGUCUUUAUUGUAAGUUAAGUGUUUAGGAUAACACUUAUAAAUCUUAAAAUGUUGACUAUGUAAUUUUGAACAAACGUGUCCUAAUUUUUAAAUAUAUUUAAUGAUAUGUUGUCUUCAUUUUCUCACUCCCUGAUAAUUAUUGCUAACAUGAAGCUAAUUUUGUUAUGUGAUUGACAAAAAUUGCUCAUGCGCUAUUGUAUUUUCACCCAUCUAUUAGCGAUAUUUGUAUUAUUUCUUAUUAAUAGAAAUUUUUUUAUUUUGUGCUCUUUAAGUACUUUGAUUUUGGACUUGUUCUUUUAAAAUAAAAUUUUAUUUCUGGAUCCUUUCACUUGACAACAUCGGUAGUCACAAUUGGCGUCUGUUGGAUCUAAACUAUUAAAGUGUUAUUUAUCAAUGAAGUGUCUUCCUCGUUGCUACCUACCGCCAUGCGCUCGAUUUAAUUUGCUUGGUGGCAGAACUGAGUUGUAACUGGCUUAACUUUUGUUCAUAUUCCUGUCGAAUAGAGAUUCUUUGUUUGUUCUGUAUGCGUACAUGACAAUUAAUAAGUUUAUAAUUUUACGUGGAACUUCUUUACUAACGCACGAAUCGCAGUUUUCGGUAUAUAAUUAUCUAUACCUCCAUCGAUUAUGUGUAUGGAAUCUUCCUAUGAAUCAUAUUCGUGGGUAGCAAUAACACAUUUUUUUGAUAUUAUUAGUUUUUUACUUAUAUUUAUUGUCUCAGCGCGUUCGAGCCUCUACGAACGUAACGACGCCCUAUAUUUCAUCUUCGUCGGAGUUCUACCUUCGAAUUCGGCGUAGUAAACAGUACCACUGUUGGUUAUCGUUUAAUUCAAUAUUUAUUUGUACCUCCGCCGACCACUACGGACGAGACAUUUUGCGCAUAUUACCUCCGUUGGUUUCUCGUGAAUCUACCCCCGUUCGGGUUGGUUCAGUUGUUGAGUUCGUAAGCGGCGUUCGCAUCACAUUUUUUGUACCUCCGCCAGACAAGAAACGUUCAGCGCUUAUGAACGUUUCUUCUACCUCCGUAGGUGUUCUUCCCGUAUCUACAUCCGAUAUUUGACGGAUUUGUGUGCAGUGGAUCCCACGUCUCCGCCAAGCAUAUUGUGCUCGGAGGGAUUGAAAACUAUUUUGAUUUUAAUUUUUAUACGUAUUAUUAGGAAAUAAUCAAAUAUACUGUACCUACGUGUUAUUUGAUUAAACCAUUAUAGUCGAGUAUGUAAAUGACCAAAAGUGGAGGUACAUAUUACAUAUUAUGCGACAUAUGUAUAAACUAAAUCGAUAAUCAAUCUCCCCUAAACGUUAUCUCGGUAUUUUUAUUUACCCAGGACCACAGAUUAGACGAAUUUCUAUGAUGACCGAGCUAUUGAAUUUUUAUUUGACAUCAUUGAAUGAAUGACCAAAUAAAUGUCAUUACUCCCUCACACUGGUUAUCGUCCGAAUAUGGAUUCCCGCUUGAAGUAUAUAAGCGUUAUAUACUUUUCACGCGACCGAACUUGAUUUAAAGUGAUAUAAUAUACUGCAGUUCACUCGCUCCCAUUCGAUUGAGAAUUGCCUCUUUGAACAGACUUCUAGUCUUCCUUUUUCGUUUGUUGAGUUGUGCACCAUUUAGCUGUUUUUCUCGUGUAGUGCACAUUAUUUUUUUCCUAGUACCUAUUUUGUCUUUCAUGUGUGUACGAGUAUAUUAUAAUAUAAUAUGUAACUAUAUUAUACUGUAAAUGUACUUGAACUUAAUUAUUAUAUCAUAUCUAAUUUAUAAUUGUGCUGUGCAGGUAUCGUUGUACAUAUUUUUGUACCUCAGGCCUAAGCCUGUUAAAUAUUCUAAAUUAAUACCUUAAACGAAAUUUUUUGUGUACUUAUACUCGCUUUAGAAUGUAUUAAGAUUAACGAGAGACUGUAUUUAAAUAUUACGAUAAAUUGUAUAAUAGCGUUGACAUAUUGUAUAUUUUUUAAUAAUUACAAAACAAAGUCAUAGUUAGGGAUAUAUUAUAUAAUUAUUGAAAUACAAAUAAUGUUGUUAAAUAUUGAAUACUUUAAUUUUAAUAAAUAUAUUGUCAAAACGAAUUUAAAAUUUCGUGAUAUAUUUUUCUCUAUUGUUGCUGAAAUGUAUACUACGUAUGUAUAAUAUACCUAUUAUGAUAUAAUAUUGUAUAAUUUGUAUAUGUAACAUCUAUCAAACUAAUAAACAAAUAUUAUCUAUAUUU